AUGGCAGGCCGGCUACGAUUAGACGACGAGACGUUCGAGAGGAUGUUCCGGCGGAUCUACUCCACGUUCGGCUCCGCCGCGCCGUACGUGGUGUUCCCGGACGCGCAGCGCUUCCUCAGGUGGCUGCGGAAGGAGGGCCUCGUCGUCGGUAUCGUCAGCAACGCCGAGCACCGGUACAGGGACGUCGUCCUGCCGGCACUGGGGCUCAACCAGGCCAGCCUCCCUCCAGCACUGCCGCCAUUGAUCCAUCCAUCCUUGCACGGUCGCGCCGACGACGAGCACUGA
This is a messenger RNA of Miscanthus lutarioriparius, 285 nucleotides long. The record is from the annotation of a GenBank genome assembly. NCBI's taxonomy places the organism in Eukaryota, Viridiplantae, Streptophyta, Magnoliopsida, Poales, Poaceae.